GGUCUGGCGGUCCCUGCGCCGAGAACGUAAUGUUCGCCAACGCCGUCGCAGCCGGCGUAUCUUCCGCCAUGGUCCCGGGCAUUCCAGACGCCCAGGGCAAGCCAGUCGCGUUAACGCAUGUUGUGGCCGUAGCGAAUGAUGAUCGGGGGGUCAUCAGUCCGUGUGGCAGGUGCAGGCAGAUGAUGUUUGAUUAUUAUCCUGAUAUCAAGGUUAUUGUUAAAGAUGAUGAGGGCGUGCUGAGGACGGUUAGUGUGCAGCAGUUGUUGCCGUUUGCGUAUGAUCAGAAGAGGAUUAGGAGGUUGGGGGAUCCGGCGAAAGCUGCUCUUGAUUAUUGA
Messenger RNA from Lachnellula hyalina, 335 nucleotides. RefSeq names its product Blasticidin-S deaminase (gene bsd). Gene Ontology annotation, molecular function: catalytic activity. The record is from RefSeq and is a predicted model, not a curated record. The transcript has a single exon. Lineage: Eukaryota; Fungi; Ascomycota; Leotiomycetes; Helotiales; Lachnaceae. Bases 30 to 335 code for a protein of 101 amino acids.